AUGACUUCUGUGGCAAGCAAGAACCUUUACGAGCUUCUGGGCAACGACCCGGAGCUCGACCCCAACAGAGAGCCUGAGCCUCCUACCAAGGUCAUGGACAAGCCCGUCCAGCGCGCCGGCAAGCGCAACGCUGGUGCCGAGGCCCCCGCUGCCGCCGACGCUCCCAGACCCGCUGGCCGUGGUGGCCGUAACGCUGCCUUUACUGGCUCUGAGCAGGCUUUCCGCGAUAGAGGCGCCGGUGCCCAGAACAACAGAGCCAAGCCCACCGACGAUGGUGUCCGCCAGGACCGCCACCCCAGAAACGCUGGCGAAGGUGGUAACAGAGGCCGUGGACCCCGUGGUGGCCGUGGUGGUGCUAGAGGACCCCGCACUGGCCGUGACGACAAGCACGACCGCACUGGACACGCCGGCAGCAACGACCACGCCAAGCAGGCCGGUGCCGCCUGGGGUCACGAGACCGGUAACGCCGAGUUGAACGACGAGAAGGCCGCUCUUGCCGAUGCUAAGGCCGAGGAGGCCAAGGAGGGUAUCGUUUCCGAUGUCACCGCUGUCGAUGCCGAGGGCGUCGCUGCCCAGGAGACCCCCGCCGAGGAGGACAACACCAAGUCCUACGAGCAGUACCUUGCCGAGCAGCUCGAGAAGAAGGCCGCUCUUGCCGGCAACUUCGAGACCCGCAAGCCCAACGAGGGUGCCUCCAAGAAGUUCCCCGAGGGCAAGGCCUUCGAGCGUGACUCCAACGAGAACUACGUCUCCCCCUCUGCCGCCAAGGCCAAGAAGCAGAAGGAGCGCAAGGACAAGAACCUCCUCGACAUCGAUCAAGCCUGGAAGGAGGAGCAGUCCCAGUCCCAGGACUCUGGAUUCCGUGGUGGCCGUGGUGGCCCUCGCGGCGGUAGCGACCGUCCUCGCGGUGGACCUCGCGGCGGACGCGGUGGCCCCCGUGGCGGUGCCGCUAGAGGUGGUGCCCCUCGUGACAGCGCUCCUCGCGCUCCCCGUUCCUCUGCCGCCCCCGUCAACGUCGGCAGCUCCUCGGACUUCCCCAGCCUCGGUGCUUAA
Aureobasidium namibiae CBS 147.97 is the source of this 1053-nucleotide messenger RNA. RefSeq lists its product as uncharacterized. The record is from RefSeq and is a predicted model, not a curated record. Bases 1 to 1053 code for a protein of 350 amino acids. Gene Ontology annotation, molecular function: RNA binding. The transcript has 5 exons. Gene Ontology annotation, cellular component: nucleus; cytoplasm. NCBI's taxonomy places the organism in Eukaryota, Fungi, Ascomycota, Dothideomycetes, Dothideales, Saccotheciaceae.